Cannabis sativa is the source of this 1689-nucleotide messenger RNA. RefSeq names its product floral homeotic protein AGAMOUS. The transcript is spliced from 2 exons. The record is from RefSeq and is a predicted model, not a curated record. Gene Ontology annotation, biological process: positive regulation of transcription by RNA polymerase II. NCBI's taxonomy places the organism in Eukaryota, Viridiplantae, Streptophyta, Magnoliopsida, Rosales, Cannabaceae. Bases 555 to 1586 code for a protein of 343 amino acids. Gene Ontology annotation, molecular function: RNA polymerase II cis-regulatory region sequence-specific DNA binding; DNA-binding transcription factor activity, RNA polymerase II-specific; protein dimerization activity.
ACACAAUAGCAGCCCAACUAUAAAAGCUAUGUAUUUUGGUAAAUUUACAUCCUAUUUUAACGGCUAUUUUUUUACAUAGUAUAUUUUGGGAAACUAACGGUAAGUUUCCCUAUAUUUUCUAACCCUAAAGCUAAUACACGGCAGCCACUAUCUCUAUUCAAAAAUUCAAUUUUUUUUUCAAACUUCUCUUCUUCUUGCUACAGCUGAAACAAUGGUGAUGAUGUUUUCUAGGGUUUCAAAAUUUAGGGUAGGGUUCUAAGAUUUUUCUGGCUCUUCUCUACUUGUUUUACCCGAAACACUAACCCCAGAAAAAUAAGUCUUGGUCAAAACACACUAAACCCGGAAAGAAACCAACCCAGAAAACUUGACCUAGGGGGUGAAAUCAAUAUACCAGUGUUUAAGGGCUGGUUGGGUAAUUUGGUCUCUCCUAUAAAACCCAAAAUCCAAGCCCCAAAACUCGGUUGUGAAAAACUCGGGACAGUCUGCCUCCGUUGAAAUCUGCUAGGGUUUUCUCAAUUCUUCGCCCCUCCAUAUCAUCAGGAAAGAAAGUGAAGAUGGGACGUGGAAAAUUACCACUGGAAUUGAUACCAAAAGUCAAAGCAAGAAGAAUGACAUUUUUGAAGAGAAGAAGUUGUCUAAUCAAGAAAGCUUAUGAAUUAAGCACACUUUGCAAUGUUAAAGUUUGCUUAAUAGUCUAUGAUUCUAUGAACCAAUCCUCAGAUCCUAUAGCCACGUGGCCUGAGAAUCCUCAUGAGAUUAGGUCUCUCAUCAAUGAUUACAAAACUGCUAUGGCUCAAAAGCCAGACUCAAAAAGACUCCAUACCAUAGCAGAUUUCAUAAAGGAAAAAAUCAAGAAAGUCAACACAGAGAUAGAGAAAUUAGAUCAAACUUCCACUACUAAUACUCCUUCAACAUCAACAACAAGUUUCAGUAAUAAUCAACUUGUUGAAUUUGUUUCUGAUCUGGAUAACAAAAUUGAACAAGUGAAUGAGAGAAUGAGGCAUUUGAUUCAUCUCAACCAUUAUAACAAUUUUGGUAUGCAAGAUCCAUUCAUGAGUAGUUGUAGUGUUCAAUAUUGUUCUCCUAAUGAUCAUCAGCUUCCUUAUUACAACGAUAACGAGCCUCAAAUUCUACUACAACAACAGCAUCAAAUGCCUUGGAUUUAUGAUCAGUCUAGCUCUUCUUCUUCUUCAAAGGCUCCUCUAUUUACCUUCAAUCCAAGCUUGUCGUUUGACAUGAGUUAUCAUUACAACAACUGUGACCCUUUUGAUUAUGCAAUUGAUGAGUACUAUAAUGGUAAUAAUCUUCUUCUAGAAGAUCAAGCUAAUCAACAUAACAACAACAUUGUGUUGGAAUCUGAAAGAGGAGUAGGAGCAGGGCUGCACCAAAAUGAUCAGAAUGGAAUGAUGUUGUCUCACAAUCCUCUUAUGCCUAUGCAACACCAAAAUUACAAUGUGAGCCAAACACUACUGCCAUUGAUGCCUAGCUCGACGGUUGACACUGAAUGGCAUUACAAUCAGGCUAUUCCAUUAUGGGAUUUGUCCCCACAUUGUGAUUCAUUAGAGAAUUUAAUCAUGUUUGAUUAGCUUUGAUUUUUUUUUUUUUUAAUUUUUGUUUAUCUGUCUCUAUGAUGUAAUAAGUAAUGAUAUUUUGUUAUUAUGGUACUGAUUUUUUUUUUAUUUCACAUAC